UGUAUUCACAUAUGAGACCAAGAGCCAAGAAGUUGUUAUCCUAUUCAUGAGGAUGGUGUUCCACGCUGCCAAUCUCGACUAAUAUCCUGCUGAUGUGUCACACCAAAAUCUUCAACUCCCAACACGAACCAUCUUGCAAAUUUCAAUUACCCAUCUGCCAUUAUUCUAUAGUACUCGUAAUUAUAAUUAUAGUUUAUUAUUGCAAGAAAUGUCAGCAAAAACACCAUCCUAUUUCUUUGAAAUUCAACAGUAAAAGGCCCAAAUUGUACCAUUCUUUUCUUCAUUCUGAUGAUUUAAUGGCUUUAAAGGGUUUCUUAAUCAAUACUGGAGGUGGGUUUCCUCAAUUGGACUGGGGACAGUUGAACUUUAAGCAUUUGGGGAGUGUUUAUAAGGUGAGAGUUGGGUCUGUUAGUGUUUCAUCAGAUGAGAAUCCUUCAAAUUCAACGGCCGACUUGCAGAAGAGUGUUGAUAAGAGAGAAAGUAGCGUGACCAAGAAAGUGCAGAAAGGUUUGAGCUUUUUACCAAGACCAUUAUCAGUGACAGAUUUUUCUACCUCUUCUACUAAUCAUUCAAAGGUGCGGAUAUCAUUUAAGGGGCUUGCUGGAGCAUACAGUGAGGAGGCUGCCCUUAAAGCCUAUCCACAAUGCGAGACUUUUCCAUGUGAAGAAUUUGAAGAUACAUUUAAGGCUGUUGAAUUGUGGCUCGCCGAUAGAGCAAUUCUUCCAAUUGAGAAUUCAUUAAGUGGAUGCAUUCAUAGAAACUAUGAUUUACUCCUUCGUCAUAGACUGCAUAUUGUUGGAGAGAUUCAAUUAGCUGUUAACUUCAGCCUUCUAGCAUUGCCAGGUGUCAGAUUGGAGCAGCUGGAACGUGUCCUAAGCCAUCCACAGGGACUUGACCAAUGUAAUGCAUUCCUGAAUAAGUUAGGUGUUCUAAGAGAGAGUGUCGAUGAUGCAGCUGGUGCUUCUCAGCUUGUGGCCUCAAACAGAAUGAUGGAUGCUGGUAUCAUUGCAAGUGCUCGAGCAGCAGAACUUUAUGGGUUCAAUAUACUUGCUGAAAGGAUUCAGGAUGAUUGUGGAAACAUCACUCGUUUUUUAGUUCUUGCAAGAGAUCCUAUAAUACCAAGGACUGAUAAGCCUUUUAAGACAAGUAUUGUGUUUACUUUGGACGAAGGCCCUGGAAUGUUAUUUAAGGCUUUGGCUGUUUUUGCAUUGAGGGAUAUUAAUUUGACAAAGAUUGAAAGUCGACCACAAAGAAAUCAACUGCUAAGGGUAGUAGAUGACUCAAAUACUGGAACUUCCAAGAGAUAGAAGAAUCUUUUUUUGGGAAGUGUCCACAUAAGAGGACAUGCACGUUAAUGGCGAGUGUUCUCCUUCUUCAAUUGCUUCUUGAAUAAAGUGACAUUUGAUUGAAAUGUUUUUUGUACUAUCACAAGUAAAUGAAUUUUUAUCCAUGUAAAUUGUUGAUUUGUAGUCACAACCGUGUAGUGCCUAUCAUUUGCUUUUCUCGGGAAUGUUUAAGUCUUCUUGUCCACACUGAUUGAGUUCUAGUCAUUGGCCUUUGUGCAGUGGAACUCUUCGAGACAUGUCUUGCUUCAUUUUUCAGCAUACUUCUAUGUUAGUUGAGCUUGGUCUCGUAGCACCAAUUCAUUUUGACAUUUUCAAUUGUUGUGGUUUUGCUUCCUAACUAUUGUGUGUUGUUUCCUAUAUCAUCUUCAUUUUCUUUGUUCAUUGCCUUCUUCAAACUUCUUGCUUCGAUUCGUCGUUAACUUGAGACCUGAAAGCAUUACAAGAUAGCUCCAAAGGGAAAUUUUUUAUUUUUAUCCAUUUUGACAUCAGCAACCAUUUGAGCAGGGUUAUUUGUAUAAAAAAUUUGACAACAGUUAUUUGCAAAAACAAGGUGAUAACCUUUCUCAAGAGGUUGUCCGACAUUCAAAAGAUUAUGCUCCAAAUCUGCGAACAUCUUUUAAUCCUCUUUUUGUGUUUAUGCCAGUUGUGCCUUUCCCUUUAGCCAUUACAACUGCACCAUUUCCCAUGGCGCCUUCAUGGUAACUGAAGGAUCAAUGCUGGGAAUGAAUUUUUCAUUUUCAUGACAUGUGAUGACUAUAGCCUAUAUAGAGAUUCAAGAUGUUAUUUUCAUGAGCAAAUUAUUUACUGGUAUAAAACAAAUUUCCAUCUUCAGCAUUUUCUUCAAUGAAAUUUGCUUGGUUUAAUUAUUUGGAUUUCCAACUUCUUGUAAUAUGGCCAAAUACUUUGCAAUUAUAACAAUGAGGAUUUCCAUGAUGCCAAUAAUCCGACUAAUAAUCCGAAAUAGUAUGAUUUGAUUUCUUGCAAAUUUUGCAAUAUGAAUAGUUUUUACCACCUCAAUUUCCUUAGCUUUGUCAUCAUCUUGACUUCUUCCACAGUCUGAUUUCAUAUCCUUGUUGAAGGUUGGGCCUGUGAAAACCGUUGCGACGUUAAAUUCACCUUUUGUUCAGCACACUUGCAUUUGGCUCUCCCAUAUGCUUUUGUCCUCUUUUUUUGUGAGCUUGUAGAGAUUCCAUUAGUUCACGAAUGGAUAAUUUGGUAAAAUCUUUGUUCUCUUACAUGGCUCCAAAAUUAUACUCAAAACUUUUCCUGCAAAGUACUGUUCCAAACAUUUUCAAUAAUAUGUUGUUUCGUCAUAGAUUUGCCAUAGGUCCUCAAUCGAUUAACAAUUUCCAAAUAUGAAAUUCUUUGACAUUUUCAGAUUCUUUCAUUUUUAAAUUCAGAAAAUCUCUACGAAGAGCUUGAAUAUUAAUGCUGUGUACCUGGUGGUCUCCACGGAAUUCUUCUUCUAAAAUUUGAAAACAUAUUUGAUUCAACACCACCGAAAACUAAAAUUCAAUUUGACUGAAUUAAGUGCAUUAAUUACAACAGCUGGAGACCCCCAAAUAUGAUGUUACAGCAGGUAUCGACUCUCUCAUAUUCCAGUUUCCAUCUUUGUGUGACUUGUGGUAUUUGAUCCAUUGUAUAAAUUAUGUCAAUCAGCAAAUAUAUUGCCUUCGUUGCAUUUAUUAAUAGAUUAUUUAUUAGGAAGACUCUAUCAGCCUGCUAAGUUUGCGACUUUCUUUUUAGGAAUCAUCGUGUUGAUGUUUGUAAUGUUUUAUAUUCCCCCCCCCCCC
Molecule: messenger RNA, 3139 nt
Organism: Olea europaea var. sylvestris
Lineage: Eukaryota; Viridiplantae; Streptophyta; Magnoliopsida; Lamiales; Oleaceae
Product: arogenate dehydratase/prephenate dehydratase 1, chloroplastic-like
Exons: 10
Coding region: 93-1307 (404 amino acids)
Biological process (GO): L-phenylalanine biosynthetic process
Cellular component (GO): cytoplasm; chloroplast
Molecular function (GO): prephenate dehydratase activity; arogenate dehydratase activity
Source: RefSeq, a predicted model, not a curated record